GUCCUUUUAAUCUGACCGUAUCUCAGCCGUUGGAUCACAGUCCAAAUCUUGACUGCGACUGGCUGACCCGGUGACCCGUCCCCCCUUCUCAUAUAAAUCCCCUUCCAUCUCUCUGUGCAAAAUACACGCACUUUUCGUUUCACAGCUUCGAUUUGCAGCCAUGGCGGUUCAACUCCUCAGCUAUCCCAAUCUCACCGAGCCAGCGGCGGUCCGAGAGCCCAUACCCGCCGGAUUAAUAUCACCGGAGCAUUUGAACCGAGCAGUUUCAAACUUCAGAAAAGCUACUUCGUUGCUGAACAGGACCGGCCAUGCCCGGUUCAGGCGCGCACCGGUUCAACCGCACCACAGCCAGCUGCCUCCGCCGACGUUAGCUCCGAUUCAACCCCUAACUCUGAAUCUGUUCUCAAUUUCAACACAGGAGCGAGCUCCGGCGGCGGAUCGGCCGUUGAAAAAACAUUUGACCGAGGUGAGCGAUUGUUUUGCGAAGAAUCAGAUGGAUUUGCCGCCGCCGACGCCACCGGCGUCCACGUCGGGGAACUUGUCUUCGACUCUCGCGUCGACAAUAACCGGCGAGGGGAGCGUGUCGGGCGGGAAAGGCGGAUUGCCGCCCACGGCUCCAGCGCCGGCUUUCUCCUCCGGCAAGCCGCCGCUGUCUGGGAAGAGGUGUCGCGAGCAUAACCAUACUGAUAGAAUCUCCGGCAAGACCUCCAAAUCUUCGAGCUGCCAGUGCACAAAGAGGAAAAAUAAGGUGAGGAGAACGAUUCGAGUGCCGGCAAUCAGCUCAAAAGCCGCCGAAAUCCCGCCGGACGAGUACUCGUGGAGAAAGUACGGCCAGAAGCCGAUCAAGGGCUCGCCAUACCCACGGUAACCGCCGAUUAUUCAACCUUCUUAGUUAAUAAAAAAAUCAACUCAAUUCGACUUUUUUUUUUUUUUUUUUCUUUUUUUUUUUCUGAUUGGCCGGUUGUGUGAUUUUCAGGGGCUACUACAAGUGUAGCGCCUCGAGGGGCUGUCCGGCGAGGAAGCACGUGGAGAGGGCCACCGACGACCCGGCGGUGCUGAUCGUGACUUACGAGGCGGAGCACCGGCACACGGAUGGCGCGAUGCAGGGGUUCCCGGCCGCGAGGGAGAACAGUAGCAGUUAAGGAAUGAAUGAACUGACGUUUUGUGUGGGCGCGUGUGUAAUAUAGAUGUUUUUGAGGGGUCUCGUUGGAAUUUUGUUAUUUUAGGGGGAGAUGGGGCUUUGCUUGUAAAUUGUGGUUAAGAUGUG
Molecule: messenger RNA, 1267 nt
Organism: Striga asiatica
Lineage: Eukaryota; Viridiplantae; Streptophyta; Magnoliopsida; Lamiales; Orobanchaceae
Source: the annotation of a GenBank genome assembly